Messenger RNA from Patella vulgata (common limpet), 1935 nucleotides. Its product is annotated as GTPase IMAP family member 7-like. Lineage: Eukaryota; Metazoa; Mollusca; Gastropoda; Patellidae. Gene Ontology annotation, molecular function: GTP binding. The record is from RefSeq and is a predicted model, not a curated record. Bases 287 to 1636 code for a protein of 449 amino acids. The transcript has 4 exons.
CGAGUUUAUUUGACAAGUCUUUAUUCAAGCUAGCCGUGUCUAUAAUUCUACCAGACCUGAAACUAAGCAUUUAUUCAAGCCAGCGGUUGACUAUUUCAGUGUUUACAAUUCUACCAGACCUAACCCGUGUUGUAUUCAUGUAUGCAACUAUAGUUAAUUAUAACAUUCAUUUGGAACGUCCACCAUACUAGAUAAAUAUUGGGAUGAUCACCAUAUUAAUGUUGGGAUGAUCACCGUACUAGAUAAAUGUUUGACUGGUCCUGGAAUCUAUAAAUAAGAACAUAAAAUGGAAGAAAUCCGAGUAUCUAUUAUAGGAAAGACAGGGGUUGGUAAGAGCGCAUUAGGGAAUGCGCUGUUACAACACAAUAUCUUUAAAUCACAACAACAGAUUACCUCUGUAACAUCAGAAUGUGGUUCGGGACAACGACAUCUUCAGUUAAACGGUGUAGAUACCUUACUAAAAGUUGUGGAUACACCAGGUUUGUUUGACACGGGUAACAGUAACAAAACAAUAGCCAAGGAAAUCGUUAAAUGUAUUCAUAUUUUAUCACCAGGGCCGCAUUUAUUUAUUAUGGUAUUCAGAAUUGACUUAAGACUCUCAAAAGAGGACAUAAAAGUUCUUGAAUAUUUUAAAAACACUUUCGGUGAACUGAUUGAUAAAUUUGCCGUUGUGGUGUUUACUGGGAAAGAUCUACUGGUUGAUCGAAGUGAAGAUGGUGCUAUAGGCGACUUUCAUACUCAUUUGUCAACAUUUAGUGAUGUUUUUAAACACUGCCAAUCGGCAACGAUCAAUAAUGGAAGGAAACAUACAACAGAAGGAAAGACGAAGGAUGUUGAUGGAAUCUUACAAUUACUUCAGACAACUAUACAGAAAAAUGGUGGGGCCUAUUAUAAAAACGAAAUGUACGAAGUGGCGAAGAAGUUGUUUGAAGCCAGAAUACAAGACCAAGAAGUAGUCAAUCAAAACAGAUGGGCCGAAAUAGCUAAACUGACGAAGCAAAUUGAACAAUUCAAACAACGGGAAGAGGAACAAAAACAACGAGAAGAGCAAUGGGAAGAUCACCAAAAACAACGAGAAGAGGAACAAAAACAACGAGAAGAGCAAUGGGAAGAGCACCAAAAACAACGAGAAGAGGAACAAAAACAACGAGAAGCCAGAAUACAAGACCAAGAAGUAGUCAAUCAAAACAGAUGGGCCGAAAUAGCUAAACUGACGAAGCAAAUUGAACAAUUCAAACAACGGGAAGAGCAAUGGGAAGAGCACCAAAAACAACGAGAAGAGGAACAAAAACAACGAGAAGAGCAAUGGGAAGAGCACCAAAAACAACGAGAAGAGGAACAAAAACAACGAGAAGAGCAAUGGGAAGAGGAACAAAAACAACGAGAAGAGCAAUGGGAAGAGCACCAAAAACAACGGGAAAACGAUUUGAGAAAUUGGGAGCUAGCAUUGAAACCAAAAGAUGGACUGUCUUACACAGAACAAGCCACCACAUCAGCAUAUCAAUACGAGAGUCCACCUCGUGCCAAGAGGAGAAAGUUCAUAUCUAGAAGAGAGAAAGGGAUGAUGUCACCUGAAGAUAACAGUAGGAUAAUAUCUAACUAUUAUGACUCUAUAAUUAUUUAUGUAAUCUUGUAAUUAGUUCUUGUCCAUGGCUUAUUUGAAGAAUUUAACGAAAAUUAUGGGAAUAAUUUUGAGCGUGAAUGCCAACCUUUUCUGAAACCACGUGACUGUGAGAGGAUGAACAUUACUGAUUUUCAGCCAAAUUGAGGGCAAUUAUUGAGUGAACAAAAGACUGGAUGAAAUGGGAUUCAACGCCUUACAUGUCUGAGCAAAUAAAAUCUGGUAUACACCACGUAGCGUGCUAUGAAAUAUUUAUGUUACUUUGUAAGACCUACGGAUACCUAAACGUCGUCUCAUUGUCACUGUGCAAAUAG